GCGGCGGGCUCGUGCCGAUGGAGUGGGAGCGGAGGCUGCGGGCCCGCCUGGCCGCACGCCGUGCGCCCAAAAAGAGCGAACAAGAGCUAAAAGAUGAAGAAAUGGAAUUGUUCACAAAAUAUUAUAUGGAAUGGAAAGGAGGGAAAAAAAGUGACAACAUGUCAUAUGCAAACAUACCGCGAUUUUACUACAGGCUGCCAGCUGAAGAUGAGGUCUUGCUUCAGAAAUUAAGAGAAGAAUCUCGAGCUGUCUUUCUGCAAAGAAAAAGUAGAGAACUGUUGGAUAAUGAAGAGCUGCAGAAUCUAUGGUUUCUACUGGACAAACAUCAGACAUCACCAAUGAUUGGGGAAGAAGCAAUGAUUAAUUAUGAGAACUUCUUAAAAGUUGGUGAAAAAGCUGGACCAAAAUGCAAGCAAUUCUUUACAGCAAAGAUCUUUGCUAAAUUGCUGCAUAAUGAUCCUUAUGGGAGAAUCUCUAUCAUGCAGUUCUUCAAUUAUGUCAUGCGAAAAGUAUGGCUUCAUCAGACAAGAAUAGGUCUCAGUUUAUAUGAUGUGGCAGGACAAGGCUACCUCAGAGAAUCAGAUUUAGAAAACUAUAUUUUGGAACUCAUCCCUACUUUGCCACAACUGGAUGGCUUAGAAAAAUCUUUUUACUCCUUUUAUGUCUGCACAGCAGUUAGAAAGUUCUUCUUCUUUCUGGAUCCUCUCAGAACAGGGAAGAUAAAGAUACAGGAUAUCUUAGCUUGCAGCUUCCUGGAUGAUUUACUGGAGUUAAGGGAUGAAGAACUUUCUAAAGAAAGUCAGGAAACAAAUUGGUUUUCUGCUCCUUCUGCAUUAAGAGUUUAUGGUCAGUACUUAAACCUUGACAAAGAUCACAAUGGCAUGCUCAGCAAAGAAGAGCUGUCCCGCUAUGGAACAGGCACUCUGACCAACAUAUUCUUGGAUCGUGUCUUUCAGGAAUGCUUAACUUAUGAUGGUGAAAUGGACUAUAAAACCUACCUGGACUUUGUGCUUGCAUUAGAAAACAGAAAGGAGCCUGCAGCUCUGCAAUAUAUUUUCAAACUGCUUGAUAUAGAGAACAAAGGACACCUGAAUGUCUUUUCCCUUAAUUAUUUCUUUAGGGCUAUUCAGGAACAAAUGAAAAUUCAUGGGCAAGAACCAGUUUCUUUUCAGGAUGUCAAGGAUGAAAUCUUUGAUAUGGUGAAGCCUAAGGACCCUUACAAAAUCUCCCUUCAAGACUUGAUCAAUAGCAGCCAAGGAGACACUGUUACCAGCAUUCUGAUUGAUCUCAAUGGGUUCUGGACCUACGAGAACAGAGAGGUCCUUGUGGCCAGCGACAGUGACAGCACUGCUGAUGGUGAUGAAACGUGACUGCCAGUGGGAGCAACUAUCCACAGAGAUCUCCAUUGGAUGGGCCAACUGCUGGAAGCUGGAAAUGUUCAUUAUCUGAAUUAAUUCCUCUUCCAUUUUACUUCUCUCCCUUCCUCCUCUGCCCCACAUAUGAUAUAAAAUGUGGUACAUAAACAAAUCACAGAACUAAUUUCUGAAACCAAAAAAGCAAGUGCUGUUUAAGGGCAAAAAGAACCUUUUUUUUUAAUAAAUAUUUUUGGACUUUUUUCAUGUGUACCAAGCCCUGUUUUUAUUCAAAUACCUUAUUCUACAUGUGAAUUUAACCUGAAAGUAAGAAUGUGGUUCUUGGUAUCUUCAGCACUGGCCUGUAUCCAGUCACCCAUCCCAAGCCUCCCUUUCCAUCCUGCAUGGCUUCCUCUAAUGACAGCACUGUUGAGCAUUCUGUUGUGAAGGCAAAAGUUUUCAGUAAGAAG
Messenger RNA from Melozone crissalis (California towhee), 1822 nucleotides. RefSeq names its product protein phosphatase 2 regulatory subunit B''gamma (gene PPP2R3C). The record is from RefSeq and is a predicted model, not a curated record. Gene Ontology annotation, cellular component: spindle; centrosome. The transcript is spliced from 13 exons. Gene Ontology annotation, biological process: B cell homeostasis; cortical cytoskeleton organization; microtubule cytoskeleton organization. NCBI's taxonomy places the organism in Eukaryota, Metazoa, Chordata, Aves, Passeriformes, Passerellidae. The coding region runs from base 18 to 1370 and encodes 450 amino acids.